Molecule: messenger RNA, 645 nt
Organism: Microthlaspi erraticum
Lineage: Eukaryota; Viridiplantae; Streptophyta; Magnoliopsida; Brassicales; Brassicaceae
Source: the annotation of a GenBank genome assembly
AUGGGAGACUUCGAUUCCAAUCCAACACUACUAAUAGAUCGGAAUCCCAUCCAGCCGCCACUUCCUGAAGGAAGAAGCUAUGAGAUUUCACCGGAGAUUAUUGGUUUGGUGAAACAAAACCAGUUCCAAGGGAAACCCCAAGAGAAUCCUUUGGAACAUAUUGAUGCUUUUGAAGAAAUUUGUGGCACCAUCAGUGCAGGAGGUGCACCCAAGGAGUACUUAAAGUGCAAACUAUUCUCUUUCACUUUGACAGGGAAGGCUUUGCGCUGGGUUAAGUCUCUUCCAGCUCAAUCCAUAACCACAUGGAAAGAGUACAAGGUGGCAUUCCUAGGUCACUUUUUCACAAAGCAGAGAGCAAACUUGUUGAGAGAAAAGAUCUCUAGUUUCCAACAAGGGCCGGUGGAGCCUUUUCAUGAAGCAUUGGAGCGCUUCAAGGACUAUACAAGAGAGUGUCCUAACCAUGGGCUAUCUGAGGGCAGUCUAUGGAACAUUUUCUACAGAGGAAUAAGUGGGAAGUGUAGAUUUUCUCUUGAUACAGCCAGCAAUGGAAAUUUCAUGACCAAGACAGUUACUGAAGCAAAGAUUUUGAUUGAAAAUCUAGCCUCAAGCGACAGUGACAACUUCAUUGGCAUGAGAGAGCAGUGA